Messenger RNA from Drosophila grimshawi, 810 nucleotides. RefSeq names its product heat shock protein 23. Lineage: Eukaryota; Metazoa; Arthropoda; Insecta; Diptera; Drosophilidae. The coding region runs from base 103 to 660 and encodes 185 amino acids. Gene Ontology annotation, molecular function: protein folding chaperone. The record is from RefSeq and is a predicted model, not a curated record. The transcript has a single exon. Gene Ontology annotation, biological process: response to heat; protein refolding.
CGACGCAAUAACAAAUCGUCAGUCUGUCCACUACACAGCAAGUGUUCCGCAAAAAGGAUAUCUUCAAUUAAAAAGCUAUUACAAGGAAAAUCAAGCAACAAAAUGGCAAAUCUUCCACUGCUUCUGAGCCUCGCUGAUGACCUGAACCGGUUGUCGGUUGUGCCCUUCUACGAUGCACCCUACUGUUGCCAGCGGCAGCAACGUAAUCCUUACAUGGCUUUGACCGCAAUGCCCUUGGACCAGCAGAUACGCCAGCUGGAGAAACAGGUGGGCUGUGUGGGUGCCGGACCAGUGUCCAAGGUGGGCAAAGAUGGCUUCCAGGUGUGCAUGGAUGUGGCCCAGUUCAAGCCGAGUGAACUCAACGUGAAAGUGGUGAACAAUUCCAUUGUGGUCGAAGGCAAACACGAGGAACGAGAGGAUGAUCACGGCUUCAUCACACGGCACUUUGUCCGCCGAUAUGCUCUGCCCGAUGGCUAUGAGGCCGAGAAGGUCGCCUCGUCACUCUCCUCGGACGGAGUGCUCACCGUCAGUGUGCCAAAGCCGGCGGCUAUCGAGGAUAAGGGCAGUGAACGCAUCGUUCAAAUCCAACAAGUCGGCCCCGCCCAUCUCAAUGUCAAGGAUAACGGCAAGGAGGAACUGGAGCAGGGCGAUGACAAGUGAAGAUGUUCUAUUCAUUUGUAGUAUGCAGAAAACAUACAAACGUUUAUUGUUAAUCAAUUAUUAAUCAAUUAUCUCAUUUAAUGUCUGUUUACACAUCUUUAUAUAUAUUUAUAUAUACAUAUAUAUAUACCCUUUAAUUACGCACACAUA